AUGGUUGGACCCUUGGAUGCAGUCAAACCCUUGGUUGGAACAGGCAGACCAGGGGGGCGUCCGACUAACAUCGGCCUCGACCAAUACUGCACCUCCUACAGACAGUCUUACAGUAAGGAGUUAUUUCAGUCAUGUCUAGGUCAUCAUUUUGGAACGGGUUACUCUGCCAACCACCGUCCUGUUCUGUACUACAGCUCCAGCCUGGACCGCUAUGAUAAUCCACAGUUUGGUCUCUCACUGUUGGACAGUUUUGAGUCUCAAACGAAGCGUCAUUACCAGCGUCUGGUUCUGCCCGACGGGACGGAGCCUUUGGCCUGCUCGGGGUCCAGACGCAGAGAGAGCGGAUAUUUGCAGCUCCAAACUCAGCCAAGACCUAGAGCAGCGUCCUGUCAGACUGAAUAUAAAGGCACUUACAUUCCUCACCGCCUCAGAGUUUUGGGUGUUUCAGAUCAGUGCGUUUUUGUUUUAGUUGGACCCAUAGAAGAUAGUGGAUACACUAAGGAAGCCAAUCUACAGCUGAAUACCUUCCUCACUCAAAAUAUUAACAUGGAUGACGCUCGCAGGACACAGGAAAGUGUGAUGAGGACUGACUUCCUUCCCGGAUGUUUCCUACAGGUGGUCUCUCUGUUUCUCUCGUUCUCUGCUAUUACUCUGUCCAUCAACAUCUCGACAAUUUUUAAGAUGUGCGUCAGUUGGAUGAGGUCUGUAGCAUUUACAAGAGAAACCCAGAGGCCUCUGACCAGUUCAGCCUUUCUGCAGGAUGGCGUUAGUGAAGACAGCGGACAGAAGACUAGAACUGCUGCAGCUAGAUGGUCCAUUGGGCCAAUGGGCUCAUCAGGAUUCGUCCUGAACGCCCCCAACAUCACAAGCCUCUCACAUACACCAGCAGACCCGCAACACUUCCUCACACACUACCAAAGCAAGUUUUGUGAUAAAUCAUCAGUGGUGCAGCAGAGAUCAGAAUGGGUGAGAGGAGGCAUACAGAGACAAAGAGAAUGCGGGUACAGUGGACGAGACACAGAUAGGUUUAAUCUUAGUGGAUUUAAUGUCCUAGCUUCACAAUAA
Sinocyclocheilus anshuiensis is the source of this 1065-nucleotide messenger RNA. Its product is annotated as protein phosphatase 1 regulatory subunit 32-like. Gene Ontology annotation, molecular function: phosphatase binding. Bases 1 to 1065 code for a protein of 354 amino acids. The record is from RefSeq and is a predicted model, not a curated record. The transcript is spliced from 10 exons. Lineage: Eukaryota; Metazoa; Chordata; Actinopteri; Cypriniformes; Cyprinidae.